AAUGGUUAAAUUCAACUUCCACGUCGUCCUGGCCGCCAUCGUGGCCGCCACUUCGGUCUCAGCCAUUCCAUAUUCCGCUACUGGUGUCGCCGCUGUCAAUGUCGCGCUGUCUCGACUCAUCAAGUCGCGCGACAUGGCGUAUGCCGAAUACAAAGCUAGGGAACUUGUAGUCAAGGUUGCCUGUGCUCGCCAGCUCGCCGCUCGUGCCUACGACGAAGAGGAUCUAAUCUUUGCCCGUGGCAAGACAACCAAAGAAGAGAUCCUCGAAUGGCUAGCCCAAGGCGAGAAACAAGGAGCCGCCGACUUCGGCAGCGCCAUGGUCAAGUUCCACUCGGGCGGUACAUCGCGCGCGCCACACUGUCGCCCCUUUGGGAUGGCUAAGGCUGUCAAGAAAAUCGAGGGCUCGGGCAAGGCGAAGAAAGAGAUGAAGACGAACCAAUACUUCGUCAUCCUCAAGUGCGCACCCGAUAGUUCGAGGCGGGAUAGCAGAGUCACGAUUGUGGACUCGUUCAUGGUCGCAGAAGGAGCGAAGCCGCCGUCGAGCCAGGAGGUGUACCAGGCGUUGAUUAGGAAGGUCACGGAGAUGAGGCAGAUGCCUUUCUA
Cyclocybe aegerita is the source of this 603-nucleotide messenger RNA. NCBI's taxonomy places the organism in Eukaryota, Fungi, Basidiomycota, Agaricomycetes, Agaricales, Hemipholiotaceae. The record is from the annotation of a GenBank genome assembly.